AUGGCCGAAAUGGCCAAAGCUCCCGUAACCAGCGAUGAAGCCGACCAGCAAAUAUACGACCUCGCGCAAGAUUGCGAACGGCUUUUUGGAGAGCUGCUAUCGGCGCUCUCAGUCACUAGCGAUAAGCAAUACCGGGUUGUUCUAGAACAUCAGCAGCGAUUUGAAAGUUGGGCCAGUUUUUUGGGUGUUUUCGCUGCCUAUCAGACGUCUCUCGACAGUCGCUUGAAAACAACUCCUGAUAUUCGCGACCUCGUCGUUCAGUUGCUCGAGGUAUUGAAGAGGAAUGUUCUAUAUGGCCUAAACUCCGAGGCCUUAAGGCCGAGUCGACAAGCUGAGGCAACGCAAGCCUUCCUCAAUGGUAUCAGCGGCUCAAUAAGCCGACUCCAUCGCCUCGGAAUUGCCAUCCGAAAGGCCUCCCCGGUUAGGGAACUCGCGCGGAAGACCGGCGAUGAUUAUGCUUUUUUUGAGCGUGUGGUUGUUCUACUGUUGAGAGGGCUCUACCCUGAUAUCAGCGAUCCUUUUCUCAAUCAGCUAGCUCAGUCGGUUUCAUUUAGGACACAGCGGCUCCUUUAUCAACAGAAACAUCAGAAGAAACCGAAAACUCAGCGGCGAGCUCAUCCUGCGGAGAGCAGUCCUCCAAACUUGAGGCCAGCUCGAAAUGAUGAGACCAAAUCUGAAGUUGCUCCGUUCGUGGCGUUACCAGCUCAGCAGGAGUUCAGCGACAUUCGUUCUUCUGACUUGCAUACAACCGAAGUCUCGGCUGCGACACAUCCGUCAACCCUUGUUCCCGAAAAUUUUGGAUUACACACAACUAAAACUGAAGACGAGGAGGUGAUAUCUGGUCCGCCAACAGUAUCAUCGAUCUCUGAUGCGAAUCCGUAUCCACCUCCUCCUAAGGUCAGCCCUGGCGCAAACCACACCAAUUGCGACUGGUGUUCUCAAGAACUUCAAGUCCCAGAUGGAGAAACUGGUUGGAGGUACAAGUGGAGGUCUCAUUUUAAAAAGGACCUUGAGCCAUACGUCUGUAUAUCGGAGGAGUGCGCCAAUGAGCUUGUGUAUUUUUCAUCUCUACGGGCCUGGCGCAAGCACAUGGACUCAUUCCACACUGUAAACUGGGCACGAGAUAUUCAUAAACCAUCGAUCUGGUACUGCGAUUUGGAACAUGAGUACCAGGAAUUUCUUGAUGCGAAAGCACUUCGGGUCCAUCUAUUUCAGGAUCAUGAAGAUAAAGUCACCCCGGAUAGGGUGGAUACGAUAGUCAGACGACAAGUCCUGUUAAUAUCUCGAGGAUCUAAUACCUGUCCUCUAUGCGCACUUGACAUUUCGGCUGUUGAUCCAGAUUCUAGCCAAGCCAAUUCAUCAGCGACCCAUCCUGACUCCCCAGGGCGGACGUCACAACGAGGACAAGCAAAGAAAGUUGCAAUUCGAACUGCCGAGUGCGGAAGCAGCUCUGACGAAGAGCAUUUAGCCGAUGCAGACGUUCCUGCCCCCGAAGCAGAUGACUCCGUGAUACCCGAAGAAAACCUAGAUCGUGUCAACUCCACGAAACUGGCAACCCACGUCGCGGGUCAUUUGAAGUCGCUUGCUUUCAUAUCUUUACGGUAUUUUGGCGACAAUUCUGACUCCAUUCAAAGCGAACGAGGAGGCAUCGGCGAAGAGUGUUCUAACCAAGAACGGCCUGGCGAUCACUAUUUUGAACUCGAUAGCUCUUUAUCGUUUGAAGAUGUUGUGCCUGACGAAAGGGUCCUAUUCGACGAAAUAACGUGGCGCGAUAAAAAUUUCAAGCCCUCUAUAAAGGGUACGGAUCCCGGUUUCUAUAGGAACGCCUCAAGUCGUGAUGACAAAAAAGUUCAUUUUGAGGCCGGCCUUGGGCGCUUCCGAUAUUUCCGUCAAGCGGAAAGGGCGUCGGCGCUCAGCUCCAGUGCUCCACUAGCACGCGAGUUGGACGACGACUAUGAUGUGAAUAGUUUUCGAUCUUCCUUUCGGAUUGUUCCAGUCAAUUUCUCCAAUGGGACCACGAAUGUCAAUAAUAUAAACAAAGUCCAAUUUUCUGGAGUCGAAUUGUCCGAGGAUAUGGAAACACUAGUUGGCACUGUCGCUGCUGCCGAUGGCGUCUUUCCAACAUAUGUUGUGGUAAGAUUUACGUUCGAUUCUUGGUAUAAAGUAUCCGAGGUGCCAGCUAGCCCCCCCCUCGAUCUUAACAAGGGGAGUGAGCAUGGGUAUUACGAAUAUAAGUUUAAAAUCAAACUUAAUGAUAUACCCAAUCUGAGGGGCCGAGCUCUUUUAUUCUGCCUCAGAUAUGGUCUUGAAAAUCGAGAAUACUGGGAUAAUAACUCGUCACUCAACUACAAAGUCUGUUUCGAAAGCUUUUCAGUUGUCACCACAGAACAUCCUUCGCUACUAAGAGGACGCCCGCGACCAAGCUCAGUGCCGAUCAUCGAUGAUAGUCUUAAUCCUGGCGAAACGCCGCCGACUUAUUUUAGUCCGGGGCUUGACAAUCUUUUUCGAAGGCGUUUUGGGGGGCUACCUAAAAAUGAAUACAAAUUUAGCGAUGUGGGGGACGACGGUGAUAGGAAUACUAAAGAAAAUAAUCAGGAGAUAUAUGGAAUAGCUUCUGACGUUAAAUUUGUUCAGUAG
This is a messenger RNA of Orbilia oligospora ATCC 24927, 2637 nucleotides long. RefSeq lists its product as uncharacterized. NCBI's taxonomy places the organism in Eukaryota, Fungi, Ascomycota, Orbiliomycetes, Orbiliales, Orbiliaceae. Gene Ontology annotation, biological process: regulation of glycogen biosynthetic process. Bases 1 to 2637 code for a protein of 878 amino acids. The transcript has 3 exons. The record is from RefSeq and is a predicted model, not a curated record. Gene Ontology annotation, cellular component: protein phosphatase type 1 complex. Gene Ontology annotation, molecular function: glycogen binding; protein phosphatase 1 binding.